This is a messenger RNA of Procambarus clarkii (red swamp crayfish), 3406 nucleotides long. RefSeq names its product upstream stimulatory factor 1. Gene Ontology annotation, biological process: regulation of transcription by RNA polymerase II. Gene Ontology annotation, molecular function: DNA-binding transcription factor activity, RNA polymerase II-specific; RNA polymerase II cis-regulatory region sequence-specific DNA binding; protein dimerization activity. NCBI's taxonomy places the organism in Eukaryota, Metazoa, Arthropoda, Malacostraca, Decapoda, Cambaridae. The record is from RefSeq and is a predicted model, not a curated record.
CCGGCUGUGUCCGGCUGUGGCGCCGCUGACGCUCCAGGGAGUGAAGGUGCUCCACGGGGAGGACAUUAGUGCAGCUGGCCCAGGGUAAAGGAGCCCAGCUUGUGGUAGAGGAGGAGGAAGCUGCUGCUUGCCUCUACAGUGCCUCUACUGCCUCUCUGUCAGGAGUGGCAGCCCACGGAGGGCUCGGCGCCCCCUCCUCAGGGUCAGCCUCGGAGGGGGGGGUGGUCUAUUCUGGAGCUUCUUUCACAUUUAAGACAGUCAUGAGAUUGAGGAAGAUUGGAGCAGCUAGCAUGCCCUGUAUAUACAAUGUCAAGCCACCCCUACUCAAGUGUUUUGUCAGGUCCGCUACUUCGAUAAGAGUAACAACCAGGCAACCUUACACCGUGCACAGUGGAGACAAGGAUUGUGAUUGUGAGGACGACAAGGUUACUCUUGCUCAGCAGCUGGCAAUUGACGACAGUAUUGUAAGGGACUCUACUUCACCUAUUACUUCACCUAUUCUUGGUACUGGUUUUGCUCUUCGUCCCGAGUCGGAACACUCAGGUACACUGUCUUACAGAGUGGUACAGUUUGCCUCAGACGGGGCUGUUGACAGUUUACCACAGAGUGGGGUACAGACAACUGUUCCCAGCCUAUUGGCUAGUUCACAAGCAAACGGAUCGCCCGGCGAUUCGGCAGAAACACGGUUGGCACUUAUUGCAUCUAGUGACGUGCCUACUGAUGGUAGCAGUGCUGUCGUAGUUUCAGGGGGUCAGUUUUAUGUAAUCAGUGACGUUCUUACCAAUUCUACUCCAAGAAAUCUUGCUCCACGAACCAGUGAGAGUGUCAUGAGCCCCAGGCUAGGAGGUUCCACCCGCGAGGAGAAACGUAGAGUUACACACAAUGAAGUGGAGCGCAGAAGAAGAGACAAAAUUAAUACUUGGAUAUGUCGUCUUGCAAAAAUUAUUCCCGAUUGCCCAGAAGCUCACUCUAAGAGCUCACAGCAGAGUAAAGGUGGAAUCUUGGCUAAAGCCUGUGACUACAUCUCCGAACUCAGAGUCCAUAAUGAACAGUUGACAGAGAGAAUAAAGGAAACACAUCGGCGAGAGAUGGAUUUUGAACUGCUCAAACAAGAGGUGGAAGUACUGAAAAAUGAAAACGCUGCUCUGAAAAAUGAAAAUGCCCUUGUACGUGCCCAGCUACAACAGCAAGGACUCCUCGGGGACUUGCCACCAUAAUUGCUGGCUACUGCAGCGUGUUAAUGAACUUCAUGGCCAUAAUCUCAUUCAUUGGUUGAUAAGCUAAGGUCAAGUGGGGUUCAUUUGUACAUUGUGAUAUUCUAAUAGUAACGAGAGAGUUUAGUUAAGUGUAUAACCAUAUGUUGGGCGAUGGUAGAUGUAAAGAUAUGGAAUGAAAAACAUUAGCAUUGGAAAAGUUUUAAAUGCACACGGCAUUUUGGUGAUGUCCCUUGGAAGUUAUUCGACUAAUAACAUUUCCUAGAUUUCCAAGUAAGUCUAGGUAUGGGUUGGAUGAUAACCCACAUCUAGUAUAAAAUAACAAUUCAGAUAUAACUGGAAGGGCAAUGUGAACAGUGGAUACAUUAAUAUACUACAGUAUAUUAAGAGGGCACUACAUAGGAUGCUAUGUUGUAGGAGUUAAAUAUGGUGGAAAAGAUGUGUAUUGAUGCACAUCUAUGUAAAUUGGGAAAUGAUUGGUUUCAAACACAGAUUUGGGCUCGUUGAACCAUGUGUUCUAAGAUGCUCGUUUGCAUGGUGCUCGAGAUUAAUCAGGUUAUGAGGCCUAAGAUCAUCUGGGGGUUCAAAUGAUGGCUGGGUGUAUUGAAUUUCUUUCUUCCAUUCUUUCAAUAAGUCAUUCAUGUGGUAAGGGAAUGUCCAUACAAUAAAGGCAAAACCAGUUAUAUAUCUUAACCAUUACCAGGCCAGAUUGAGCAGCCACUGGUCACAAGUGAUGGAACUGCCUCAUUAAGUCAUAUUUAAGAAGUCGAAUGUGCUUGAAGAAAAACUUACCCCAACACUUGGGAGGUUUAAGUGUGACAAAAAUACUGUAAUUGGCAUUGACGUAUGUUGUUGUUGGUACUUGUGUGGUAUAAAGUCAGGUGGAGAAAGGUCAUGUGACCCAGGGCACCAUUGUUGCACAGCCCGAGCUAGCAUGGGUCACCCCAUGAAAUAAUGUUUGGAAUGUUAGUGGAAGGGAACAUAAUGGUAAGUCUGGAUGGUACGCCAUUGGUUGAUGUUUUUACAAAGGUUUAUAGUAUGAUAACUUGUUGACUUUCCAAAUUUGAGAAAUAAUUCUAUGUUCUUAAGUAUAUUUUGGUAUCCAAAAUAGAAGAAAUAUAGGAUUUUAUUUUAUACAUUAUGAGAAUGCAAAUUAGAAGGCUACAUUGGCUAUACAGUAUUUAGAUAUAAAUUGACAUUAAUUUUUGUAAUAAUGUUUUGUAAAAUAUUUAUACAGUAGUACCAACCAGAAUAUUUACUAUUGUGUUUGUGUAUGCCGAUUGUCUUCUACGGAUUGUCACGAAUGAUCAUAGCAUAGUUAUGACUUUGUAGUUUAUGGCAAGUUUAAGCUUGAAAUGAUUGUUUUGUAAUAUACUGUUGUGCUAUGCUCAUUUUGAUAGUUCAGAAAUUGUGGUUAUUAGGGGAAAAAUUUGAUAAUUUUCAUUGAGCAAGUCAUCAAAGAUAUAUUUACAGUAUAUCAUUAUGGUGUAACAAACGAAACCUUAGAUUACAUCUUUUGCCACAGCAUGAUAGUUGUAUAUCCAGUGUCAUCACAAAGGCCCGAGAAUUGUUUUGCUACAUAUAAAUUUGAAUUAAAUAAUUCUUAUAUUAUGUAUAUAUAUAUUUUAUUUUUGUUAUUGUUGCACUUUAAAAUGCCCAUUACUUUUAAAAGAUACAUAAUUACUGAUAUUAUUCAGAUCCUGUUACACCAUUCACUUAUUAAACUGUUUCACUUCAGUAUAUUGUUCUGUUUUACAUGGAUUUCAGAAGGUAAUUGUUUUAUUUGAAGGAUUUAAGACUGAACAAAAAAUCUGCCAAAAAUUAUCAUAACAAGCUUGAAUUUUUUUUGUUUACAAUGAAACGGUUAAGGAUGUUGCAGUGGUGUUGUUGCUCUUACUCGUUCAAAGUUGUGUGUGUAGUCUUAGUUACCACGCACUGAUACAAGUUUCACAUGUGAAUGUACUUGUAAGUACAAUUUUUUGCUGUUCAAAUAUUUUAUAAGCAUAUAAUGCCAGCUUAACCUUGUAAGUCUUAACUACAAUUGAUGUGUGGAAAGAGUUGGAUGUACAUGAAAUGUGAGCCUGAUAAGAAAUGUGAUUUUUUGUCAAGCUCAGUUACUUCUUUUUAAGCAAUAGAGUUAUUGAUUGAUUCAACAGAUUUGUGGAUCUUCCAAUAAACUUGGAAAUAUAUAA